AUGAUGGCCAUCAGACCAAUACCGGGCCAGUCGACCGCAUCGGGCAGUGUCGUUGACCGUCCGCAUGGUGAUGACGAUGCUGGCGAGGGUCCGAGACCCCGCAAGAAGCAGCGAAGACAACGCCCAUCUCACAGCUGUGCCGAAUGCCGCCGCCUGAAGAUGAAAUGUGAUCGGGAGGUGCCGUGCUCGAACUGUGUCCGGCGCCACCGCAUUGAGUUCUGUACAAAGGUUACGACCAGCGAGAUACCUCCUCGAGCGUCCGAUGUGAGUAGUACUCAGCAUCAAGACGCUGGGCGAGCUCAGCAGGCGCGACCUCCUAUCCAAAGUCUUCCUACCAGCUCACCUCCUCCCCUUGGUGUCGGCCAUCAGCCGGUACAGCAGGGGCAACUACCGCAUCAACAUGAUCCGUCUCAAAGUCAGUUUAAUGCACAGGCAAUUGUAUCACCCCAGGAUUUUGGGCGCGGUUCUGGCCACACUCCAAUGCGUAAUGAAAACAACCCAGACCUUGAAGGUCUUUCCUUUCUCACUCCUAGACGUCAGCCGGAGACAGUCCAGGGUCCCUCCUUACUGCCCUCAGACAGACUUUCUGGAUCCUGGCACAGCAAUCCAAGCGGGGGCAGCUUCCAUGGUGUUAACGAGCAGAGCGGCUCUCACGGAACGUUGAUGCUGGGUAGCGGCGGUCGAUCCAAGUAUCUCGGACCAACAGCAGGCAGUGAAUGGCUGAAAGAUUCGGAAACGCAACUCGUAACGGACUCACCUUCGGCCACUCGUCCUCCAUCUCCGAAAGUACCGCAGUCGGCGACCUCCCUUCAGGCCGGCCAUUCAACCUUUGGCACCGCUCCCAUCGCCUUCCCAUUCAGCACUUCAGCGGCUGGUACUAGCACUCGGGACCUGCUUUCCCACCUACCCCCCAGAGAGGAGGCUUGGACACUAGCUGAGUCGUACUAUCGCUAUUGUGCUUGGCAUCAUGACGUUGCUCCCAGGCCCAUGUUCAAGAAAACAUUUGACCGUGUCUAUAAACUGUCCGAAGGGGGCUCAUUAUCACCCCGCAUCAAUCCUCAAGAGAUUGCCUUGGUUUUUAUCAUAAUGGCUCAAGGCACCUUGUAUAAUAUCGAGAUGCCCAACUAUGAUCCGUCUGCGGAGGAUUGGCUACACCUUUCAGAACGCGCUUUGGUCGAAGGGAAUUUUCUAUCGAAUAAUAUGGUCGCCGGGCUGCAGACUCUGCAUCUAAUGGCGCAUAUGCAUCUACAGCUAGACAAGGGCGAACGAGGUGACAUUGCCUGGCCGCUCUGGGGCUUGGUGAUGCGCCUGGUGCAAGCAAUGGGCAUGCACCGCGACGGUGCCUGCUGGAAUCUACCACUCGAUGUGGUCGAGGAAAGACGCAAGGUCUUCUGGGAGUGCAAUGCUGCCGAUACCUUCCAGGCUCAUUGCUUUUCAAGACCGUGUGCUGUCAAUCCUGACCAUUGCGACGUCGUGUUUCCAUCUGAGCCGCCAAAUGCCAGCGGGGGGAAGAGCUAUUCUAUCCUUCGUUUUGAGCUUUCUCAGCUGUCGUCUGAGAUUCUCAACAUGGCGAUGAAGGUGCGCAAACCGGCAUAUUCCGACGUCAUCGACCUAGACCUCAGACUCUGCGAAUUUGAACGCAACCUUCCCUUCUCCCUCCGAUGCCGAGUGGCGUUGCUGUCAAUGCCCUCUCGAUACGCUCAAUUCGAGGCUGCAAUUGCAGCAUCCCCAGAGCCAUCACGGCGGUCCAUGACUAUCUCCUUCCAGCAAUCAAAUCUUGCGCUCAAUAUUUCCGAGACAAUAAUCAACCUCCAUCGACCUUAUUAUGCUAAAGCCCUCUACGAAGAAAUCGAUGACCGCCUCAAAUCUGUAUACGCGCCGUCAUUUCUGACUGUUAUAGAACGUUGCGCAAUGAUUAUUGCCAUUGUCAACGAUAUCCACACUCGCUUCCCCGCUGUCAGCACAAGGCAGUGGAACUUCUGGUAUCACGUCUUCGGCUCAGCUCUAUGCCUAGGGACACUAGUCCUUCGCGAUCUAAGCAAUCCCAUGGGUACCUUCGUGCUUAGCCAGAUAGAUGCGGCCAUCAAUCUCUUCACAUCCCUAAUCCGAAACGGCGCGAAUACCCCCCGAUACAACCGCAAUCUGCAAUGGCUCAUGAAACUCCGCGCCAGAGCCUCAUCCAAGAUCUCCAACGCAUCGACCCCGCAACAAUAUACCAACAACAACAACCCUCAGCGAGACGACGAUCAUGACCCUCACCAUGACCAUAAUCCAGACAGACACAGAAGCCGCGAAGAACGAGAAGAGAGUGAAGACGUAGAGCUGCUCGGCUGGCGGACUAGACUCAUCGAGCGCGCCGGUCAGAAUCACCAGACGAUUCGAACGAUCCAUCUUGCCCCAACGCCCAACGGAUCUCAUAUCACGAGUAUUCCUAAUCCGUCUCCAGGCGGUACUCGUGUCGAGGGUUCUCAUAGUAACGCUGGUGCUGCUGGUGGUGACUUCAGAUCUCCGGAUCUAACUAUGCCCAGCUCGUCGUUCCCAUGGGUGACGCCUGACUCGACUGAUGGCUUUCUAAAUGAUUUCUGGGACCCGAUGCUCCUGCAGGAUAUCUUCGGGCCGCCUCACGAGUAG
This is a messenger RNA of Aspergillus puulaauensis, 2631 nucleotides long. RefSeq lists its product as uncharacterized. Gene Ontology annotation, molecular function: DNA-binding transcription factor activity, RNA polymerase II-specific; DNA binding; zinc ion binding. Bases 1 to 2631 code for a protein of 876 amino acids. The record is from RefSeq and is a predicted model, not a curated record. The transcript has 16 exons. Gene Ontology annotation, biological process: regulation of DNA-templated transcription; DNA-templated transcription. NCBI's taxonomy places the organism in Eukaryota, Fungi, Ascomycota, Eurotiomycetes, Eurotiales, Aspergillaceae.